Messenger RNA from Sinocyclocheilus grahami, 2569 nucleotides. Its product is annotated as astrocytic phosphoprotein PEA-15-like. Gene Ontology annotation, biological process: MAPK cascade; regulation of apoptotic process. The transcript is spliced from 4 exons. The coding region runs from base 413 to 805 and encodes 130 amino acids. Gene Ontology annotation, molecular function: protein binding. Lineage: Eukaryota; Metazoa; Chordata; Actinopteri; Cypriniformes; Cyprinidae. The record is from RefSeq and is a predicted model, not a curated record.
AUAGCACAGUGACAUCAGGCCAGAAAAAUGUGUGUGUGUGUGUGUGUGAGACUGCAGAUUCAGAGAGCGUGUGACUGAGAGAGAGAGAGAGAGAGAGAGAGAGAGAGAGAGAGAGAGAGAGAGAGAGGAAAAGGCGUUUCCAUUCUCAAACCGGCGAGACGCUCAGAAACGCGCGAGCACCAUCCAGAGAACGGACGCGUAAAGUUUCCACGACGUCUUCGUUCAUAAUAACCCCAGCUUCUGCGUAGAUAUUCACGCUCUUUGACGCUGAAGUUUUGACCGAACUGUGUUUGUGCUGAACUAAACUUUGCAUUUGGGUAGCCACCGCGGAUCUCAUCCAUCACCACCGGGAGCUUCAUCAUCAUCUUCAUCAUCUUCAUCAUCAUCGCCGGAUCACCGGGCGCGCGGAAGAAUGUCUGAAUACAGCUCGAUGUUGAGUGAUCUGUCUGAGAACAUCACUAAUGAAGACCUGGAGCAGCUGAAGUCGGCCUGUAAGGAGGACAUCCCCGAAGACCAGAGCAACUCCAUCACCUGCUCCAGAGACUGGUUCAGUUACCUGGAGAACAAUGACAAACUGGCACGAGACGACCUGUCCUACAUAGAGCACAUCUUUGAGAUCUCGCGGCGGCCGGACCUCUUGACCCGGGUCAUCGAGUACCGCACGACCGUGCUGAAGAUCUCCGAAGAUGACGAGAUCGACACCAAGCUCACACGCAUCCCCUCGGCCAAGAAAUACAAGGAUAUCAUUCGCCAACCGUCAGAGGAUGAGAUUAUCAAACUGGCCCCUCCCCCCAAAAAAGCAUGAGGUUAAAGUUCAUGACCUCUGCUCCUCAUCCUUGCCCAUCAUCGUCACCAAGCCACGCCCACUGCCCCGCCCACUCCACCGAACAGCAGCCAAUCAGAUCGCCAAGACGCUUUACAGCUACGCCACGGAACGCACGGAAAACUGAACGAAAGACAAAGAAAUGGACAAAAAGACAGCGACCAAUAGCCUUGCAGAAGUGAACAUAGGUCAGGUUGUGUGUCGGAAUGAAAACCAAUCGUUCUGUGUUCGCUGACGCUCGUGUGAAAUCGUGUAUGUGCGAGAGAGAGUUUAUUCACACCCUCGAUAGCGUCGAGUAGGAUCGUAACGUUGGUCAGACCAACGCAGUUCAUGUCUUAAUGUGGAGAACUAGUAGAGAAACCGGUUUAGCCACUGAUCGCUGUUCCUUUAGACACAUUUAUUCCCUGGUUAGUACCGUGGGUAGACUCCAGGUCCGUACAUUCCCUUUAAAACACGACUCAUAUCAACAUUUAAAAGUGUUACAGAGAAUUCAUCUCUGAAUUUGUGCGAUUGCCACUUAGAAAGCCAAUAUUUGCCUUCUUUAGAAAUGAAAUGCUUUAUUGCAGGGUAUGCGAUUACCUAGUAGAGAAUUAAUAUAGCUUUUUAUAUAUUUCUGUAUGUCACACUUCUAGGAAAUAUAGUUUAUUAAAUGAUCAGUUAUAGAAUAAUCACUGUUGCGUAUCAAACGACAGCAGCAUAAAUGAAGUUUGUUAAACUCUCUUGGGAGACAAAAUUAGACGUUUAUCUUCUAUUAUUAAAUGUGUGAUUGGCCUAAAACCACUGUCUGUGGAUGAUUAGAACGUGCUAGAAAAAUCUCAAUAUGUGUUUAGUAAAGUUUUAGCUCCAUUUCUGCAGUAUUUGCAUCAGGAAAUAGAAGGCAUAUGUUUUUGUUAAAACUUUAAAUUGCUCAGUUCGACUACUUCUACUGUGAAUUAUUUAUUCUGAUGCCUCAGUAUGCCAUCACGUGAAACAUCAGGAUGAUAUCACAUCUAUUUUCAGUUGAUCACUUAUAUACUGAUAGAGGGUAAGAAACAGCUGCGACUAAAACAGGGGUAUUUAUGUCACAGAUGUGGUUAAACUGCAGCACUCGAUAUGUGGCCAAACGUCUGUACGGAUCACAUUGUGUAUCUAGACAGCGCACCGUUUUCAUCCUAACACACAGCAUAUUAAGAUUGUGCUGCGUUUACAAAUACUGAUAUCAUGAUUAUGAUUGUGAUAUUCCUUCGCCUUUUAUUCGCACCAUCUGCUGAAAGACUGUUUAAACACGACUCUAAAUUCGCUUGAUCACUGUGUGCUCAGCCCCUGCAGACUGUUGUUUUCAGCCGAUAAAGCCGCAGCGGUUUUUAUGCGUCUGCACGCGGCGUUCAGUUCCAGGCUGCUUCUGCAACUCUCUAUUAUUCUGUUGUGUGAUUUUGCUGAAUCGAAGCAAACAAGCUGUACGACCUCAGCAAAACCUUACAUUGAGUCUGGAACUACGCAUUUAUAAAAGUCUGGGAUAUUUGGAAAAGCCGGAUAGCGACUGGCCCUGAACAUUCGUGGCCCUUUUAAACUUGAGGACUUAAAAAAAUGUCCUGUCAAGGUUUAGAUCAGUGAAUUAGUCAAGUUUAUUUAUGUCGCUGCCACCUUAAAAUGACAGAUCUGAUUUAAUUUAUUUACCCUGCAUAGUAGAAAGUCCUAAAUUAUCUUUUCCAUACAAUAAAAGUGAAUGAGGACUAUAUAUAUAUACACACACACACACACACACAC